Molecule: messenger RNA, 393 nt
Organism: Westerdykella ornata
Lineage: Eukaryota; Fungi; Ascomycota; Dothideomycetes; Pleosporales; Sporormiaceae
Exons: 1
Source: RefSeq, a predicted model, not a curated record
AGAUCGAUAUCUCACUAUGUUAAAACGCGGAUUCUCCGCCCGACCCUUUUGCCCACCCUUCUUCGUACCAUGCGCGGGACCCUCUUCCCAAACAACACUCUUGGUCCCGCCCGCCAGCCUCCUUCUGCCGAAGAAGCCAAACAGAUCAGACGCCGCUGCGCAGUACAGCUCCUAAGCUUAGUUCCACCAAGAGUAGCCAGCAUUUUCUUCGCAAGUGAGAGCACCGCCGUGCAUCUCGAGCAAGUUGAGGAGGCGCUGUGUACUCUUGAAGACCCCUAUCUCAACAAACACCUCAUCUUCCAGAUUGUGGAGCUGAUAGUCCUCAGAUUGGUGCCGGAGUUGGGCGAGACAGGGGUGAAGGAAUUGCUCGAUGACCGGUUAGGCUGCUUGUAG